AUGAGUAUUGAAGAGGCCAAUAUCGUCGUUCCUUUGGAUGUCGCAGUUAAUUUGGGCGAUGAUUAUGACUACCGCCUUGACAAUGAUAAUGUGGACGGUGAAGUCAUUCCUUCAGACGAUGACCACAAUGAAGAUGAAAGAAUGCAAGAAGGAGGUGACGAGUCUGACACAGACGAAGAGGGAGACCGACACGUUAAUCCUCAGUCUCAGAUGGCACCUCAUCCUGCUGAUCAACCCGCGGCACCAGUGAAUGUCAAUGUUGAAACCCAAGGCCACCCAAACACGGCCCCAUUCUGGAGUGCUUCUUCGCAUUAUACAUAUAUUAACUGGGAUCACCCAGAUGAAGAAACUGAUUUUUAUUCUGAAACGGAUGUGAAUGGAUCAUGGAAGCUUGGUGAUGACUUAUGUAAAGGUUUGAUUUUUGAAAACAAGCGUGUUGUACAGGAUGCCCUGUUACACUAUUGUCUUAGACUAAAUCAAACUUAUAAGAUGACUGAAUCCAAGCCAUAG
Molecule: messenger RNA, 510 nt
Organism: Lotus japonicus
Lineage: Eukaryota; Viridiplantae; Streptophyta; Magnoliopsida; Fabales; Fabaceae
Exons: 2
Coding region: 1-510 (169 amino acids)
Source: RefSeq, a predicted model, not a curated record